UCAAGGGUGGUUGUUGAGACUCUUGUGUACGUGCUGUACAGUGCAACAAUGUUGCACUAGAGCUAUUCUGGAAACAAGUUUUAUUUAACGUGUUUAUAUUUCAUUAUUCACUCAUAUCUGGAUUAUAACACGUGCAUGUUAUUGGACGAAAAGACAAUGCUUCUCACCGAUGCAUCCAAUCCGUAAAUUGCUUUCACAAACUGGUUUGUUUUUCGUCUGGUUGUAAAUCUAUCAUCGAUUGACCAUUCUUAGACACUUUUCAGCAUUUUACAAUGAGGUUAUUCACGUUUCUUUUGAAAAACACAACGCCAAAAAUUGAGUUUUAUUCAAGAUUUUCACCGUCCCCCCUUUCCAUCAAACAGUUUCUGGAAUUUGGGAGGGAUAAUGCCUGUGAGAAAACCUCGUAUAUGUUCCUGCGGAAGGAGCUGCCAGUCCGACUGGCCAACACCAUGAGAGAGGUCAACCUGCUGCCUGACAAGUUGCUCAGCCAGCCGUCAGUCAAACUGGUGCAGAAGUGGUACAUGCAAAGCUUUUUCGAUCUGCUGGAGUAUGAGAACAGGAAGCCAGAGGAUCCACAAGCCCUGCAUGAUUUCUUGGAGAUUCUCAUCGAGAUCCGGAACCGACACAAUGACGUGGUUCCCACCAUGGCCCAGGGGGUGAUUGAGUACAAGGAGAAGUUUGGGUUUGACCCUUUUGUCAGCAGCAACAUUCAGUACUUCCUGGAUCGGUUCUAUACUAACCGAAUCUCCUUUCGCAUGCUCAUCAACCAACACACGCUCCUGUUUGGGAACGACACGAACCCUGCUCACCCCAAACACAUUGGCAGCAUCGACCCUACUUGCAAUGUAGCUGAUGUAGUAAAAGAUGCCUAUGAAACCGCCAAGAUGCUAUGUGAACAAUUCUAUCUAGCGGCCCCUGGACUUAAAAUAGAAGAAUUUAAUGCCAAGGCCCCAGGGACAUCCAUUCACGCUGUGUACGUGCCAUCUCAUCUGUUCCACAUGCUCUUCGAACUGUUUAAGAACUCCAUGAGGGCCACAGUGGAGACGCAUGAGGACAGUAAGGGGGAACUCCCUCCUGUGAAGGCUAAAGUUACACUGGGGAAUGAGGACCUGUCCAUCAAGAUCAGUGACCGCGGUGGAGGCGUCCCACUGAGGAAGAUCGACCGCCUUUUCAACUACAUGUACUCCACUGCGCCCACCCCCAGCCUGGACCCCGGAGCCCGUGUUGUGCCACUGGCGGGCUUUGGCUACGGCUUACCUAUAUCCAGACUGUAUGCACGCUAUUUUCAAGGGGACCUGAAGCUGUACUCCAUGGAGGGAGUGGGAACAGAUGCUGUAAUUUACCUGAAGGCCCUGUCCAGUGAGUCAUUCGAGCGCCUGCCUGUCUUCAACAAAUCCGCCUGGCGACACUACCAAACUGGCCCCGGGGCGGACGACUGGAGCAACCCCAGCAGAGAACCACGUGAUACCUCCAAGUUCAAGGCCAAAAGAUAACUUCCAACUCCUCACAAACACUCCCUGUCCCUCCCCCACCACCUUCUCACUUCCUGUUAGAUUACCUUUAGCCGCUAUAGCAACUCCACAUCAACCAACCAACCAACCAGCAAACCGUCGGUCCUGGUGUAAAUGCGAGUUGUAUCGGUUGCCAGAUCUCACUCACCCACGGCAGUUGUAUCCUGAUGAUGUAGACAUUGCAUCGGUUUCCUUAGACCUAAUUGUCCAGCAUGAGACAAUGGCUACGUUUCCCCCUAGUGGUGUCCUCCCGGUACAGCAAAAGGGAAAGCUGCCAUUGUGUGCCAGAGAUGUGAGAGGUGCCACAUAAUGGGGCCGCUGUUUGACUACCCCCCCCCUCUGAGAAAGAAGUAGGUUGGUGUUUCAGCUGAGUACAACAAAAGGGCAUUUCACUGGCAGUUGAAAUAUCCAGUCACCCGUUACCUUGACGACCAAACCUUGGCCCAGCGACUGUAGCUCACAGUUGGGGGAACCCAAAUGAAUGCAAGACAGAAAACAUACCUUAAAGUGUACUUAUGUACCAUGGGAACAAAAAUUCUGAAACAAAACUACAUAACUUUAACAAUAAUAUAUAUAUAUAUAGAAAUGCACUUUUUAUAUUUAAAAAGAGGUCUGAUUUGUUAGAGCAUAUAUAUUUAUUUUAAAGGGAUUUAAAUUUAAAAUUUGAAAGGUCAUCAAAUGUCUAAACCUUAAAUGUGGUCAUGGAGGAUUGCACUGGAUAGAGUAACAGAGGUAAUUUUAAAAAUGAGGGAGCAGAUUUUUUUUUAAAGUGCAGGAAAGAAAAAUAAUUUCUUUGAAUGCAGAAAAUCAGGACAGGUACGCACCCUCAUCAGCAAUACUGACCCUGCUACGCUGGUAAAGGUGGGGAUGCAACGAGAGCGAAAACAAAGGACCUACCGAACAAUGCAAGUCAUGAUUUCUACAUUGUCCACUCCACUCACCCCACUGCCCAUGGGGCUGGGUCUCUUAGCACUGGAGAGGCCUGUAAAGGUCCUGUGUAUUCAAGGACCGAUUCAUCAAUUCACCUUCAGUUCAAUGCGGUUUUCAGUCGUUUGAUAGGAAUCUCCAUUUCAUUACAUUCUUUUUAUAUACUGCGGAUUGGUUUGGGCCUUUUUUUUUCCUUUUUUGUGUUUGUGACUGGAUCAAUUCCUGUUUUUACUCACCUCAAGGUGUUCUCUUUUUUCCUGUCAUAUACGUUUUGCUAAAGUCUUACGCACUUAAGUUUUUUUUUCCUGUAUGAUUUAUUAUUUAUAGAGGGGAUAGAUUUAUUUGAUUGUGUCUUAUUUUCCAAGUAAGCAGUGUUUGCUUACUUGGAAAACUAGAGUGUGGACCGUUAAAAAUAAGUCAGAAUUCGUAUGGCAAAGUUAGUUUUGUACCCACGAUGCACCACUGCCAAGGGUUGUGCGCGCCUGAUGCAUGCAAUCCUUUGAAAACGGAUCACUGCGUCCGUUCGGGAGUCAUUUCAGUUAUUCCCCAUCUUAAGUGUUCUGUGUAUUUCAACAGGAGGUGCCUUCCCCUUGAAAGCCCAACUCUGGAACGGCUCUGGCUCCGAGUUGGCAUUGGACCGGCCCAGAAUUAACUGCUGUCUGGGUUACUGCCCUCCCGUAUGCAGCCUCCUUAGCAAGAAGGCUUUAACUUUGCAGCCUGAAGACCACAGAGCUCCUUCCUGUAUAUUCCAAGGUCAUGUUGUCCAGAGAGAACAUUAGGUGGAGGUUAGUACAUCUGAAAAUAUUUGAAGAAGGAAAUAUAUUUAGCAGAUUUGUUUAUUGUAAAUUGUCAUCUCUGACUGGUAGAGAUGGCAAGCACUCUGUUUGCUAUAGAUCUCGUUACGUGUAGAGAGACUGUUAAGGGAGAAUUUUUUCACACACACACACACACACACACACACACACACACACACACACACACAUACACACACACACACAUACACACACACACAUACACACACAGGGUACAAUAUGAAACUAUGAAAGAGUGUGUUCCCACUGAGGCUUCUGUUUUCAUUGUUAUUGUUAUAGCUUGGCUGCAGGCAUGGCCAACAUUACUGUUAUACCUUAUCAAUGUGUGUGUGUGCUGUAGACCUGGGCCCCGUUCGUCGUAGCUCGUUAAGCGAGGUACCGAGAUCAUUUUCAGGAUGAGAUAAUAGUCCCUCCUUUCGGUUUGUGGAAGCAACUUUGGAUAAAUCACCAUAGCAACACAAUUAGCUCCAACCUGCUCCAGCGCAG
Molecule: messenger RNA, 3736 nt
Organism: Clupea harengus (Atlantic herring)
Lineage: Eukaryota; Metazoa; Chordata; Actinopteri; Clupeiformes; Clupeidae
Gene: pdk3a
Product: pyruvate dehydrogenase kinase, isozyme 3a
Biological process (GO): protein phosphorylation; regulation of glucose metabolic process
Cellular component (GO): mitochondrion
Molecular function (GO): pyruvate dehydrogenase (acetyl-transferring) kinase activity
Source: RefSeq, a predicted model, not a curated record